Molecule: messenger RNA, 905 nt
Organism: Gilbertella persicaria
Lineage: Eukaryota; Fungi; Mucoromycota; Mucoromycetes; Mucorales; Choanephoraceae
Exons: 3
Coding region: 18-815 (265 amino acids)
Source: RefSeq, a predicted model, not a curated record
CUUAUUCUUAUAACGAUAUGGGUCUUGCUCAGUUCCCAUUACUUGUUCGUCGUUGGAGAAGAUCCACUUUGUAUUAUAGUGACUAUGCGAAAUAUUCUCAACUAAGAGAAUAUCUACCAGAAGACAUAUUCCUGUCCCGGGUUACUACUAUCAAUAGACAUGUCUACAGAGAAUAUCCACACGUUUGGAUAGAUACGUAUGCCUUCUUGCUUGCUGUCACAUUUGUUAUUGCCACUGCAGCCUUCUCUGUGAUUGCCCGUGCUGUUGACUUGUCAAUGUGGUAUCCUCUUAUCCUGUUAAGUGUACCUGCUCUUGUUGCUUUCUUUACCACAAGAAGAAGAAACUCAUAUUAUAGAAGAUUAAGUGAUUACUACGAUUCACUACAAAGUUGUUUAAAAGAACUCAAUUCGCUUGAUGUUACUCGACAAAUCAAAUGGGAUUUUAGAAGAGUACGAGAAAGUGACACAUCAGCCUCAAUGCAUCUUAAAGGACGAUUAGCGAGAUACAAUAUCAACUGUGUGAUUGAAGUGGUACAGAUCAAUAUUGAAAAUGAACUAGCUCAAGAAGGAGAAGUGUUACCGGCUUAUGAUGCUUCUGCAAGAGACACUGUGCUUGCUAUUGGACCUGAAAUAGAACAAGCGCCGGGUAAUCGAUCUAGCUACAUGACACAAGGGCCAGGGAAUGGUUUUCCACCACCUUAUCAACAUGAAAUAAUUGAAAUGGACUCUGUUCAGCAACCACCACCCGCUUAUUUGACAGAAGAGGCUGUUAGAGCUCCUCCUAACACAAUUAGUUCUUCUGCUGAUCUCACUUGAUAAUACGCACACACACACACACACACACAUACUGCUUGUAUUUUAUUGUAUCAUAUUCUUAUUUAUUCCUCUUGUACUAUAAAUCGUCUG